Molecule: messenger RNA, 802 nt
Organism: Ilex paraguariensis (yerba mate)
Lineage: Eukaryota; Viridiplantae; Streptophyta; Magnoliopsida; Aquifoliales; Aquifoliaceae
Source: the annotation of a GenBank genome assembly
CCUCAAGGCCAACGCUAGGACCAUUGUUUUCAUCGUCACUGCAUUCUCAAUCAUCGAAAAACUCCAUCAACUUCCGGCAAGAGCUAAAUCUCCACCAACUUUAGCAGAAGAACUAGAUACCCAACAAGAGCAAGAGCCCGAAAGUUCACUGUUGACCCAAUUUCUUGAAUCGAAUUACGAAGCCAUUGAGGCCUUGAAAACAUUACUACAACAAAAGCUCGAAGCCGGUGAAGAUGAAGAAAGUUACGAAGUCUUGAUAAAGCUGGUUUCCGCCCAACCCGAAAACACAAAAUGGAAAUUCCUCAUGGCAAGAUUGUUGAAUGAAAUGGGUGAAACCCAACAAGCUCAGAACGUUUUUGAGGAGGUUUUGGCUCGAAAUCCACUUUCAUUUGAGGCAUUGUUUGAGAAUGUGUUAUUAAUGGACAAGUGUGGAGAGGGAGAAGUAGUGAUAACGAGAUCAGAGGAAGCUUUGAAGAUUGUUGAGGAUGAGAAAAAGGUGAAAGAACCGCUGGGCCCAUUGGAUGCUUUGGGUUUUGGAUGGGCAGCCCACACAAAAAUCCUAUCAUUGUCACAGUUCUUGCAAAAGAAUGUGGAGGAGUCACUAAGGAGCUAUGAGGAGCUGGAAAAAGAUGACCCAAAUGAUUUUAGGCCCAAUUUUUGUAAAGGGAUGAUAUAUAGUUUGUUUGAUAAGAACAAGGAGGCAAGGGAGCAAUUUGCAAAGUAUCGCGAGCUUUCACCCAAGAAGUUUGAGGUGGAAGGAUACUUGAGGACACCUUUGUCAAGGAUGAAGCUGUUUGGGUAA